Fusarium mangiferae is the source of this 2340-nucleotide messenger RNA. RefSeq lists its product as uncharacterized. Lineage: Eukaryota; Fungi; Ascomycota; Sordariomycetes; Hypocreales; Nectriaceae. The transcript has 2 exons. Gene Ontology annotation, molecular function: chitin synthase activity. The record is from RefSeq and is a predicted model, not a curated record. The coding region runs from base 1 to 2340 and encodes 779 amino acids.
AUGGACCCUCUAUCUAUUAUCAGCGGCUGCGCUGGCCUCAUCACGGCGAUCAGCAGCUUGAGUGUAUCGAUCAAUACUUUUGUGCGCAGCUGUCGAGAGGCUCGCAGCGACCUAGACAGGGUGUCGCGUGAGCUUCAUUCUCUCCAGACAGUCCUUGAACUCAUCGAAGAAGAUGCCAAAGAUGACACGAAGCCCUUCCCACCAACCAUCCAACAUCAUGUGUCGGGAAUCGUCACAAACUGUGGCUCCGUGGUUCUUGAGGUUGAAACGUGUAUAAAGAAGUAUGGGGAUGGGCGCAUCAAGAGUAAAGCUGCUUGGGCGAUCAAUGGUCAAGGCGACAUGGAGAAGCUGAGGUCCAGCUUGGAAGCUCACAAAUCAGCCUUGGAGCUUGCCCUCGACAUGCUGUCUCUAUCACUCACGAAAGACAUCAAAACUGAUACCUCGGAAAUCCGUAACGAUACAGCUGCUAUCAAAGACGACACAGCUUUGAUCCUACAGGAGAUUGCGGAGCUUCAAGCUCGAUUACCUGAUACAGCUGCUGCUCAGAAUGAUUAUAUUCUUCAGCGAUUUCUUGAGGAUAUGGCGACUUAUACUGAGACGACUCUCGAUGCAAAUCUGUCUUAUAGUGAUGGUAUGAGCUCUAGAGCCUUGUCUAUUGUAGAUGAGCACGAUGAAACCUCUCCGAAACCUCCACAAAAUGAUCUACCAAUCUUGGCGCCCCAGCGCUCUAGCGCCUUGGAGGCCAACGCGUUGUCGAAUCGAGUAGACGCCCCCAAAAACGUUGCCAAACACCUUGCACCUCACGAUCAUAGCCUUGCUCAGCAUCCGAUACCAACAAUGGAAGACAUCCCCCAUCGCCCAAAGGGACCCUGUCCUGCACCUUCGUUCAGCAGUGAUCCUCAAGAACUACGUUCGAGCGCCCUAGCAUUGGAUUCUAGAUAUAAGAAAACGCAUAAUCAAAUCGCACCUUCGCCGGGGAGAAUCCAAAACGAAUAUCUAGUUUCUGAAUUUGCACUGCUAGACGCUUUUGAUCCUCUAUGGCGUGAGCACUAUGGCAGCUAUCUCCAGGGCAGAGGACUAUCAAAUGACGCGAUCAGAGAGAAUCAGGAUUAUGUCAUCGAUAUUUUGAACCAAGUCAAGGAGCUUGAGACGCCGUCCUGGCCACGAGAAAAUUAUACGAUGACAGGAGUGAACGAUAUCCGGGCGGAGAGUGACCGAGGUCACUCGCUACCACGUGGCUCCCUGCAAACAAAUCCCCUCAUCUGGACUACUCCUCCAUUGUCUCAACAAUUGAUGCCGUAUAUGGCACCGACGAGCGAACCUAUUCCGAGAGAAGAAGAUGAGGCUGUCACAUCACAGUCCAGGACAGAAGAUUUCUCCAGUCAAGAAGGAUCCCAUAUUGUAAGGUUUAGAGGCAACGUGGUCGUCGAUAUACCAGUGCCCAAAAAGAUCCUGGACCAUAUUCCUCACUCUUCCUCCCUAGGCCGAAACAAGUUCACGCAUUCAAGGUUCAGCUUCAUUACUUGCCCCCCGGAGGAGUUUGGAGAUCAUAAUUAUACAUUGAGAGCGACACUGUUUGCUCAGCCGCGACAGACGCAAUUUAUUCUAGUUGUGCAAUUAAACCCCAACGAUAAAGACUUUAUGCGGCGCUGGGCCCUAAUUCACGAUUCCAUCACAUUUGCCCAGAAGAAACUGGAAGCUGUUGGAGGUGCACAAGAAUUCUGGAAGCGAGUCGUUGUUCAUUUACACCUGGUUCAUGGAAUGGAAUGGGGACACAGUGGCUUUGAUCAUCCAUUAGAGGCCAUUGCAGGGAAUCUGACACUCAGCGGCAAACUCACACCAAUAGGCUCUGAGCAUCAAGAGCCGGUGGACAUGGACUCAUCAGCAAUUGAAGGACACCCGGUUUAUGCCACUAUGUCAGAGUAUAGUGUGCACCUGCGCCAGCUAUAUUAUCCACCCGAGGUAGUAGUACGCGCGGAAGUCCCAGUCCAAGUUGUAAUUACAACAGCUCGUGUUCCAGAAAGCUCAUUGAAUCUUCACUGGUCCGACAAAUACAUCCCAUGGACAUGCGCCAUCAACAAAGUCCUCCAAGCUGAACAUGUCAUAAAUAUGAGCGAAGUCUCUGACGCCUUUUCCUCUCAAAAUGACUUUCUGUGGGAGAUUUUAAGAGAAGACAGGCCUUUACCUGUGCUCAAGUAUAAACCGCUUCCGGCUUGGGAUUUGGAAAUUUUCAGGUUUGACAGCCUAGUUGCGGAAAUUCAGGCAGACUUAAUGGUAGAAAAAGUAACCAAGAAAAGGAGCUCUAGAAUGAGUAAGUGGUUGAAGUCACGGAGGAGCUAG